UCACUCCCCUGCGACUGGAACGCUCCUUCCGUAGCGCUCACUUGUUUACAUGAGCCUUCGAUGAGCAAGAUUUUGUGAAAAUGACGGAGCAGAAAGCGGAUAAUAUCAGCUCUAUCCCCAUCGAUGGGUUCAGCAAUUUAAGAAUCACAUCUAUAUGGACGUUUCUCAUGUCUGUGCAGUGGUCGGAGCCUUGGCUUAUUGGACUGUUAGUGUUUCAUGUUGUGUGUUUGUUUCUGACUGUGGUGACGUGCAGGUACUACAGAGCUCAGAUAUGUCACUUCCUGCUCAUGGCUGGCCUGGUGUACUCUGCUGAAUAUCUAAAUGAGCUGGCGGCCAUGAACUGGAGGUCCUUUUCCAAUUUCCAGUACUUUGACUCUAAGGGCAUGUUUAUAUCUUUGGUCUACUCCAUUCCUCUUCUGCUGAAUACAGUCAUCAUAGUGAUGGUGUGGGUGUACAGGACCUUUUCCACCAUGACGGAGCUGAAGACACUCCAGCUCAAGCGAAAGGCCCGCAGAGAGAAGAGAGAGAAGAGCGACUGAUCCCUCACUUUAUGUCCAAAAUAUGGGCUCAGUGGGAGAAAUUAAGACUCUGCCAGGCUAAUCCUGAAUUUUGGAAGAGGAAGGCAGAUUCCUUCUUGUGACUGUAAAAAGGAUUGUUGGUUGAUGCCGGUCAGGACUGGCUCUCUGUUUCUGCUAACAGUGGUGGAAAGAUGCAGCUGAACAUACUGUACAAUAUGAGAUUUAUGAGGACCACAGAGACAUUUACUGUUUUGUAUUUAAUGUUGUUUUAAAGUGUGUUAAAAUGCUCAAAGAAAGACAAAGUGUUUUUGAAUGAC
Epinephelus moara (kelp grouper) is the source of this 835-nucleotide messenger RNA. It is a transcript of the gene tmem18, whose product is annotated as transmembrane protein 18. The coding region runs from base 81 to 539 and encodes 152 amino acids. The record is from RefSeq and is a predicted model, not a curated record. The transcript has 5 exons. Gene Ontology annotation, cellular component: nuclear membrane. NCBI's taxonomy places the organism in Eukaryota, Metazoa, Chordata, Actinopteri, Perciformes, Serranidae.